Molecule: messenger RNA, 351 nt
Organism: Ramularia collo-cygni
Lineage: Eukaryota; Fungi; Ascomycota; Dothideomycetes; Mycosphaerellales; Mycosphaerellaceae
Exons: 2
Coding region: 1-351 (116 amino acids)
Source: RefSeq, a predicted model, not a curated record
AUGCCGCAACUGACAGUGUUCAUCACCUUCAAGGUCGAUCCCAACAAGAUCGAAGAGUGGAAAGAAGCGCAUCGACCAGUCUGGAGUGCCUGCGCGCAGGAGAAAGAAUGCCUUCUCUUCGACAUCUGUCAAGAUCCCAAGGAACCUGGAACAUUUCGCUUUGUGGAAGUCUGGGCGAAGGAUCGAACUUGGUUUGAGAAUGAACAGAUGACGAAGCCAUAUUACGCUACCAUGUUCCCAAAAUCGGAGAAGACGUGGACGGCUCCGCCGCAGAUGGAGUUUUUUGAGAGGGAUGGAGAGGCGAGCAUCUACCGACAGGAGUAUUUAGACGUCGGAACGAAGAUGGGGUGA